Molecule: messenger RNA, 829 nt
Organism: Corythoichthys intestinalis (scribbled pipefish)
Lineage: Eukaryota; Metazoa; Chordata; Actinopteri; Syngnathiformes; Syngnathidae
Gene: pkig
Product: protein kinase (cAMP-dependent, catalytic) inhibitor gamma
Exons: 3
Coding region: 305-526 (73 amino acids)
Biological process (GO): negative regulation of cAMP-dependent protein kinase activity
Cellular component (GO): nucleus; cytoplasm
Molecular function (GO): cAMP-dependent protein kinase inhibitor activity
Source: RefSeq, a predicted model, not a curated record
GGAUCUCCAGUAUUGUCCCGUGCACUCCUAGUGUAGAGGGAGGCAGCAUCCAGCCUACGGAAGAGUGGGAGCCUCCUCGCUUCCAUUUUAGAAGAAGAGAGAACAGCUGUUGGACGACGGCGAAGACAGCGGGGAGCUCUUGUUUUCCUUCCGUCGCUCAUUUUCAGCUUCGGCUUCUUUGACUAGCUUCAACUUUAAGCGGGGAAGGGAAGGGAAUCCAUGCUGGAGAAAAAGGGCCAUUGGAACAAGUGGAGAAGAGGAGGCCGAGGGAUCAAGGUGUAAUGAGAGCACCGGUCACGGACAGAUGAUGGACGUGGAGACGUCGUACUCGGACUUCAUCAACUGCGAUCGCAGCGGGCGCAGGAACGCCGUGCCAGACAUCGCCGGCGAGGGCAAAGCGGACGCCGUCACCCAGGAAAUGGCCCGCGUUGACUUGAAGGAUACAGGCGAGCCUGAGGCAUCUCCGACCCCCGAGGCCGAGGGCUCCGCUGGUCAAGAGGGCCAGGGCGGCGGCGGUCCGUCCUAAACGGGAGCGACGCCGAAUUUCAUUUGGGACGGACGAGACGGCGCCGUGCAGACGCUCAGCUUUGGAAUUCCGCAUCGGACAGCGGCAGACACCCUUUGGACAAUUUCGGCUAAUAAGCGCAUGUCCUUUUUCUUUCUCUAUGUGUGCGUGUGUUUGUAAUCUCUUUCAUGAUGGAGUGUUUUUUUUUUCCCCCCAAUAUCCAACUUUAGUCUCCAUGAAAGCCUCGUGUAUUUAUUGCUAAGUGUUCAGUGAUAACUUUGUUAUAGCGAUUUUCAUUGUGUAAUAAAAAAAAAAAAAAUUUCA